GUCUAUAAGAAAAGAGUCUUUUCAACUAGUUCUAGGGGCUUUCCAGCGUCAAGCUUGCGAGAAGUUGCUAUUUUACAAGAACUGAGACAUCCCAACAUUGUUCGGCUUAUGGACGUAUAUCUGAGUGAGUGCAUAAUUUACCUUGUAUUUGAAUAUCUUGACUGCGACCUGCGUGCCUUCUUAUCUAGGACUAAAAAAACCUCUAAGGAAUUGCAAAAAAGCUUUUUUAAACAAAUACUUAAAGCAGUGGCUUACUGCCACUCUCAUUGUGUCAUUCACAGAGAUAUAAAACCAGAGAACAUACUAGUGAGUUCGGAAAGGAUUAUUAAACUGGCAGAUUUCGGUCUUUCAAGGACUUUUGAAAUCCCUAAGCGAACUUACUCCCCUGAGGUUGCUUCGCUUUGGUAUCGCAGCAUUGAAAUUUUACUAAGCGAUGGAGAAUACUCAGCGGCAGCAGACAUAUGGAGCGUGGGCUGUGUAUUUGUGGAGCUUUGUGGUCACGACGCCCUCUUUCCCGGAAAACGAUCAAUGGACCAAAUAUUCAUCAUUGUGCAAAAGCUUGGGACCAAAAAUAUUAAACUUCUGCACUUGCCUUCAUUUGUUUCACACUUGCCCGAUUUUCCAAGUCCUUCCGGGAGGAUAGUUAAAGGAAUGAACGAAGUGGAAAAUGAUCUUCUUUUGCGUAUGCUUCAAUAUGACGUGAAAGAGAGAAUCACUGCAGGUCAAGCUCUAAGGCACCAAUACUUUGACAGUUAA
Molecule: messenger RNA, 756 nt
Organism: Zophobas morio
Lineage: Eukaryota; Metazoa; Arthropoda; Insecta; Coleoptera; Tenebrionidae
Product: cyclin-dependent kinase 5 homolog
Exons: 11
Coding region: 109-756 (215 amino acids)
Biological process (GO): regulation of gene expression; regulation of G2/M transition of mitotic cell cycle; G1/S transition of mitotic cell cycle
Cellular component (GO): nucleus; cyclin-dependent protein kinase holoenzyme complex; cytoplasm
Molecular function (GO): ATP binding; cyclin binding; cyclin-dependent protein serine/threonine kinase activity
Source: RefSeq, a predicted model, not a curated record